Molecule: messenger RNA, 1905 nt
Organism: Chelmon rostratus (copperband butterflyfish)
Lineage: Eukaryota; Metazoa; Chordata; Actinopteri; Chaetodontiformes; Chaetodontidae
Gene: cryz
Product: crystallin, zeta (quinone reductase)
Exons: 8
Coding region: 155-1144 (329 amino acids)
Cellular component (GO): cytosol
Molecular function (GO): mRNA 3'-UTR binding; quinone reductase (NADPH) activity; zinc ion binding
Source: RefSeq, a predicted model, not a curated record
AGCGGAACUGCGUACUUUGGAGAGUCGAGCCCGGAAGGAAAGUGUCACUGAAGUUUCUCAACGUGUUGCUACAUAAUCCACAGAGAGACUGAGUGUGUCUCUGUGUGUGUGUCUCUCUCUGUCUGUGUGUGUGUGUGUGUGCGCGCGCGCAGACAUGUCGGGCAGCAGGCUGAUGAGAGCCAUCAGAGUGAGUGAGUUCGGAGGUCCGUCAGUGCUCAGGCUCUGUCAGGAUGUGACUGUGCCGCAGCCCGGACACAGACAGGUGCUGAUUCGUGUCCACGCCUGCGGAGUGAACCCUGUGGAGACUUACAUCCGGGCUGGGACAUACGCCCGAAAGCCCACCCUGCCAUACACACCGGGCUCAGAUGUAGCUGGAGUGGUGGAAAGUGUUGGAGAAGGAGUCACUGCAGUGAAGGCAGGGGACCGCGUGUUCACCACAGCCACAGUCGACGGAGGUUAUGCAGAGUUCACUGUGGCAGCUGACGACAGCGUCCACAAACUGCCCGAUGCUUUAGACUUCACCCAGGGUGCAGCCGUGGGGAUCCCUUACUUCACCGCCUACAGAGCUCUGGUUCACAAAGCCCACGCCAAGCCCGGAGAGACCGUCCUCAUCCAUGGAGCCAGCGGAGGGGUUGGCGUGGCGGCGUGUCAGUUGUCCCGGGCUCUGGGUCUCAAGGUGUUGGGGACAGCAGGGACACCAGAGGGAAUGAAGCUGGUUCUCAACAACCAAGCUCACCUGGCCUUCAAUCACAGAGAGGAGGGCUACACGGACAAAAUCAUGGAAGCCACAGAGGGCAGAGGCGUGGAUGUGAUAGUGGAGAUGCUGUCAAAUGUCAACCUCAGUAAAGACCUCCAGAUGUUGGCCUAUGGUGGACGUGUCGUGAUCGUUGGCUCCAGAGGCCCCAUAGAGAUCAACCCCAGAGACACCAUGGUCAAAGAGAGCAGCAUCAUUGGAGUGGCCCUUUUCUUUGCUACAGAGGAGGAGAAGAAGGAGUGUGCAGCGCUGCUCUACACAGGGAUGGAAAGCGGCUGGCUGCGUCCGGUCGUCGGUUCCCAGUACCCACUCGAGAAGGCCGUCCAGGCCCACCAUGACAUCAUUGAGUCGCCCGGGGCAGCUGGGAAGAUAGUCUUAACCAUGGGGUGAUGUGAUAUUAUCAGCAAGUGCAGUUUUGGUCGAGACCCUUGAAGAGCUGAAUAAUGAUUAACGUGGUUACAUUAAGCUUUAAAUGAUGACUGAAAAUGAUCUUCAAUAGCAAAAAAAUAAAAUUCAUGUGAUCCUGAAAGCUGCAGUUUUUUUUCUGCCCACUUGGAGGCAGCAGUACAGUCUGAAAACACAACAAUAACAUUUCCACCUGCAAAGCAGAAAUAAUGUUGAUCCAGUUAGUGUGUAUUUAAAGUUGUGAAAUCUGUUUUUAGCUCUGUUUUUUCUCUGUGAUGUUUCUAGCCAGGAAACCCAAACUAAGGGCCACAGAAACAGUUGAAGGUUUGUAGAGCUGAGCAGGACUUAGAGUUGGCUGAUAAUUCUCUGAGGGUCAUCACUACAUGCGACCCUGUUCAUGUUACUAAUCAAUAUUGGUCCAUUUUUAAGAUAAAUAUUUGAUUAGCGCAGCUUUAAGUGAGUGUUAAAGAUGAACCACUGUAAUUAUUCAACAAGUUUUCUGCUGGAUGUUCGAUCUGAUUUAAUCAAGAAUGUUUGAAAUAUUUUUUUGACCUGGCUGAAUGCAAGCGCUUGAGUUGAGAGCAUGGAAUUAAAUGAAAUUGCUGAUAUUCCUGAAGUAAAUUGUGAAAUCAAAUCAAAUUCCCAAAUGUGAUCUGUGCUUCAGAAUACCAAGAAAUCAAAGAAAGCCAAAUAAAAGAAAGCAUUUUUAUUAGCUGUAAAUUGUGAACGAAAAUAAAACGGAUCAA